Messenger RNA from Chenopodium quinoa (quinoa), 803 nucleotides. RefSeq lists its product as uncharacterized. Lineage: Eukaryota; Viridiplantae; Streptophyta; Magnoliopsida; Caryophyllales; Amaranthaceae. The record is from RefSeq and is a predicted model, not a curated record. Gene Ontology annotation, molecular function: nucleic acid binding. The transcript is spliced from 2 exons. Bases 312 to 785 code for a protein of 157 amino acids.
GGCAACACAUAUUUGAUCACCAUGGGAAAGACAAAAUCACGGCUACAUGUUCAAGGAAACUCUAUCUAUGGGCGGAGCAGUCGCAGUCGAAGGCGAAGGAGUGGGUCAGUCAUGUUCAAAAGAUUCAUCGAAACAGGAACAAGAAGCAACCCCUUGUUGUUAGCCUCUGCGCAAUUCGGAAAGUCGACCAUUCUGAUGGUGAAGCACAGAUAUUCCUUAAGCCUAAGCAGGUUAAAUGGUACAAACAAAAUGCUCCAUAUGAUUUAAUCAUAUUAUGUGUGGGUGAGCAAUGUCUUCUCUGGGAAAUUGAGAUGCAACCGAAGGAUAGCUUUCAUCUUAAAGAAGGUUUUAAACCCUGCGAACUACCCAAAUUUCUUAAAGACUUCCUAAGCAGUGAUCGAACCAUUGUUGUGGGGUUAGGGAUAGACACUGUUUUGAAGAAGCUCCAAAGCGAUACUGAUCUGUUGAUUUCUAAGCAAGUUGAGAUCAGAGAUUUUAUGCAAGAAAAAUUUGGAGAUCCUAAAUACAGUGGAGGGUUUACGAAGCUUGACUUAGGGAAGUUGUCUAAGACACUACUUGGGCCAGAAAGGGAGGUGGUGAAGCCUAGACACAUUCUAUGGAAUAAUGGUGUUCGUUAUGGUGAUUUUUCUGAUGAUUUGAUUACCUAUGGUAGCAUUAAGGCAUUCCUUGUUGCUAAGAUGUAUUCUGAGUUAUGUGAUCCACAAUCAGCAGAGAACUUGAAAACAAAAUGGAAUGUUGCCCUCAAUGCGCAUUUGGUGACUUAGAAGAAGAUUAAGGCCAAG